This is a messenger RNA of Cryptomeria japonica (Japanese cedar), 1938 nucleotides long. RefSeq lists its product as uncharacterized. The record is from RefSeq and is a predicted model, not a curated record. The coding region runs from base 425 to 1714 and encodes 429 amino acids. The transcript has 4 exons. NCBI's taxonomy places the organism in Eukaryota, Viridiplantae, Streptophyta, Pinopsida, Cupressales, Cupressaceae. Gene Ontology annotation, molecular function: nucleic acid binding; 3'-5'-RNA exonuclease activity; zinc ion binding. Gene Ontology annotation, biological process: exonucleolytic trimming to generate mature 3'-end of 5.8S rRNA from tricistronic rRNA transcript (SSU-rRNA, 5.8S rRNA, LSU-rRNA).
AUUUAAAUAAAAAAAGACCCAGAAACAUUCAAGGUGCAUGUAAGAUCUGGCCCACAAUAAUUGACCUUCUGGUCUUCGAAUACACAGCAUGUUGGUUUGUGUAUUUCGAAAACCCCUUUUGCGUUGCAUGAUCUCAACACAAUUUUUUUCCCCUUCCAAUUUCAUUUAAUUCACACGCUAAAUGCCCAAUUCUUAUAUUUUGGACCCAAUUCCAAUUGUGUUUAAAUUCACCCGGCUGGCUUGGUUCUCUCUGCCGUUCUUGUGAUGUGUAGCAGAAGAAACAUUGAAUAACACUUGUUACAAAUUGCAAUUGCAUUGACAUGUAAUGUAAACUGGGUUUCUUUCAUUUGUUUCUGUGGAUCCAGAAUUGGACGCAGCGAAUGCACCCAUCACAAUUUCAGUUGAGAAUUUUCUUGAUCCAGCCAUGAUCGAACAAGCUUACACAGAGGAUGGCAGGAACAACGAAGCUGCUUUGAUGCAGUUAUAUCAUAGGAACCUUAAUUAUAGUAUACAAUGCAAUGGCAAUCCUGCUGGAGUUUGCAUAACACUAAACAAUGAGAGAGAAUUAAUUCCAUAUGGCAUGCAUGAGUUAGAAAGCAUACCAAACCCUCAUAUGUAUCUUACUUUCAAUGAAAAUUUAAUGGCAGCAAGGAUUCAACCGGAGUUCUGUGUGUAUUAUCAAGAUGUUUUUCAGACACACCCAGGCCACAUCUUGAAACAGGGUCCAGUUCAAAAUAAUUGGGAAUAUAUGGUGCAACCGGAAAGCAUAACUGAAAAUGUGCCUUAUAAAAUGCUCCUCCAAGGGAUUUCCCAGGAAAUGCAGGCCCAAGAGUUUCAAUACUUUGUUGUGAUUGAUUUUGAGGCAACUUGUGACAUGGGUACGCGUCUAACUCCACAGGAAAUUAUUGAAUUUCCUUCAGUUCUAGUCAAUGGUGUGACAGGGAGAUUGGAAGGGCAUUUCCAAACUUAUACAAGACCUGUUUAUCAUCCAGUGCUUACUGAUUUCUGCAAGGAGCUUACUGGCAUUCAGCAAAGUCAGGUUUCUGGAGGAAUGUCUUUGGGUGAAGCCUUGUUAAUGCAUGACAGUUGGUUGGAGGAAAGAGGAGUUAAAAAUACCAACUUUGCUAUUGUGACCUGGUCUGACUGGGAUUGUGAAGUAAUGUUGGAGUCUGAAUGCAACUUGAAGGGCAUACGGAAGCCUAGCUACUUUAACAGAUGGAUCAAUUUGAAGCGUCUCUUUUGUAAUGCAUUUGAUCAACUUCGAUGCAAUCUUAAGGGUGCUGUACAGUUAGCUGGGCUUUUGUGGGAAGGUCGAGCUCAUUGUGGCUUGGACGAUGCCAGAAACACUGCUAGACUUCUUGUAGAUCUUAUGAGACGUGGUCUCAAAUUGUCAAUUACCUCUAGGUGUCGAUCAAAUGUAUUAAAGCAUACACCACCUAUGCAAAAGCAACCAAAGAACUCUGUAGGUGGAAGCUUUGUGUCAGAAGCAACUGUACAUGGAUUGGGUAAUGGGCUACUGUUAAGUUCAACAGAUGAAGGAAUGGAAACAGGGACACUUUGUUUCUGUGGGGUGAGGAGCAAUAAAUGCAUGAUUAAGAAACCAGGGCCAACACAUGGAAAAUACUUUUUUGGUUGUGGUAAUUGGUCCAUUAAAAGAGGUGCAGCUUGUGCAUAUUUUGAAUGGGCUGUUCCAGAUAUGCCUUUGAAUGCUUAGAUUGUGAAGAAGGUUUUAUGGUUAAUUAAGGAGGCAGCUAGAAGGGAUAACACCAAUAUUUGUCUAUCAAUCGUUAUCUGCCAUUCAAUUGUUUUCAAAUAUUGGGUGGCUCUUCUUCAGAGGAAACAAAUUUCUUAGCUGUUGGCAAUAGUGAAGUUGGUCAUUUUAUUGUUGCACUGUGCACAUUCUGGUAUUUUCACAAGAAGAAUUAGUGUUUGGUAUUA